Messenger RNA from Monopterus albus (swamp eel), 347 nucleotides. RefSeq names its product cytochrome P450 3A19-like. Lineage: Eukaryota; Metazoa; Chordata; Actinopteri; Synbranchiformes; Synbranchidae. The record is from RefSeq and is a predicted model, not a curated record. Gene Ontology annotation, molecular function: heme binding; iron ion binding; oxidoreductase activity, acting on paired donors, with incorporation or reduction of molecular oxygen. The transcript is spliced from 2 exons. The annotation marks the transcript as partial.
ACUUACAUCCUUUACAACCUGGCCAUCAAUCCGGAUGCGAUGCAAACCUUGCAGAAAGAAAUUGAUACCAGCCUACCAAGAGAUUCUCCUGUUUCAUAUGAGGAGCUGGUUGGCCUGCAGUACCUGGACCAGGUUAUUAAUGAGUCCAUGCGUUUGAUUCCCACGGCACCUCGGCUUGAGAGGAUGUGCAAAAAAACUGUCCAGGUCCAAGGCCUCACCAUUCCUAAAGGAACCCUGAUUGGGGUUCCUGUGGGCAUGUUACACAAGGACCCACGCUUUUGGAGCUCGCCUGAGCUUUUCAGACCAGAGAGGUAAAUGUACACUAAGCCAAGCCACAGGUUUGGUGU